UCAUCCAUAAAGUGGCCGUCACGCCUUCGUCGACUCAAUGAGCUAGAUCCAGCAGCGAGCAAAGCCUUGCAAUAGGCCUCAAUCCCGCCCGCCAUGCUCGACGACGCAGAGCUCCCCCUGCGUAGCAUCUACAUCACCCUGGUAGCUGUGGUUCCCCCGCCUCAUGCUACGCUGCGCGAUGCUCCGCUCAACUCGUCAGCCCUCGCUCAAGCCAAAGCCCUCGCAACUGCAUUCGCCCGCACACCGAUAGAUGCCAUCUACUCAUCAGACAUCAAGCGAGCAUCACAGACGGCACAUGAGCUCCUCGAGGCCAAUACCACCAUCCCUCCUCCGCCGCUUGUGCAGACGCAGAGCUUGAGAGAGCAGGCCACCAAACAGGACGACAAGGCCGAGAGCACACAGCAAGCAAAUGCACGACUGGGCACCUCGAUCCGUCGCUUCAUUUUGCCUCGACUUGAGGCUCUGCGCAGCAAGAGUAUCCACGUUGGCCCAGCAGACGCCCACGUCGUAGUCGUAUCUCAUGAAGCGGCCAUCGCUGCUCUGUUGGACAUCUUCCUCUCCUAUCAUGACCCUGCGAGCGCAUUUGGGCAGCCAUGGCCUGACCCGCGCGCCAGCUACGAGAGAGUUGAUAUGGAGCAUACCUCUUGGUCGCGCUUGCAGGUCAGUGUGCCUGCAAAGGAGGCAGCAGAGGGUUGCUUUCCUGCUCCGUCGGAGGUAGACGCCCAGUCGCAUCCAGCUCCACCACGAAGCGACGUCUUCGUCCGAUUGGUCGGGCCGCAGAACCAGUCCGACCACCUGAGGGCUUUCAGACCUACUUCGAUGCGUCCCUCAUCAUCCGCUGGAGGCAAAGCGAGUCGCCCCGUCUCCUCCCAGACGUCACGCGCUGCCCCACCCGUACCACCAGCUAAGCCCAUCCAGGGCAAGGCGCCGCAGCCUUACAACCAGUACAGUGCCAGCUUCAUGAGUCGAGCAAUGGCCAUGGGCUCCGGCUCGGGGCUCGGCCUACGCAAUGAUGCGCUGGACGGCUUUCAUCACGAUGUAAGUGAGCCAUCAUCCUCACAAAUCUCCGGAGCCGUAGGCGCAGGAUCGCAUCGCCUCAUCUUUCCUCACCCAACGGCAACCCCCUCACCCGGUGCGAGUAGCGAAGGAUGGCAAACGGUCUGCUCGCGCAUCUUGCCCCUCUUUGACGCGGCAGCUGUUGCCGCCACAAGCAGCAUGGCCUCCUCUUCCAGCGGGGCUGCUCCUUUCCCUAGCCUGCCCGUCGAAGAGCUAAAUGAUUAUGUGGCGUUACACAUCCGGCGCGCCCUGGAGCGAGGUCCGGCUAGAGCCACCGCUAGCUUAACUGCUGAUCUGCGCGCCCUCCUUGUGAAUGGCCUUGGCAGGCUGGCUAUCCAGCCUUCCACCAGCGCAAGCUCAUCUGCGGCGGAAGAGGCAAGAACGCUCCAUCGCCUCUCUGCAGCGUGGGUAGCCUUCUUCUCCUCUGUUUUACCCUGGGUCGAGGCGGUCUUCUUACCCAUGGGGACCGACCCUGUCUUGCUGAGCCUCUCAAGUGGGGGUAGCGGGACUGCAAGUGCACACGCGGGCGGGGGAGGAGGUGGCUCAUCGCAGUUACCUUCGACUCCACUGCCCUUUCCUGCCGGAGCGGCUUCGUCCGAUACUGCGAGCUCGGGGUUGGCAUCGUCGACCUUCGGCAGCUCCACUAGACUCGUCCCACCAGCCAACAGCGCUCCCCCGGGCUCACCACUCAGCCAUGCAGCACCACUCCCCUCAAGCGCAUCGCCUAAACCGCCUACGACUCCGCUACCUCCCACAGGUAGCUCAAUCCCCGCUCCAGGAGCAGCAUCCGGCCCUUCUGCCCUGCGGUCGCAACGCAUCGAUGUCCGUCGCUUGGCACUCGUAGCAUUCAGGGACUGCUUGGUCUUGCCCGCCUUUGAGACCUUAUACGGGCUAUUGGGCAGGAUUCACGCAUUACUGGGCAUUCAGGGUGAGGGCGGCUUAGACGGGACUUCGAGGCAGGGAACACAACGCAACGCUACUGGCGCAGCGCCAGCUUCUUGGACGGGUGACAGCGAUCGAGCGAUGGAUACGGUGCGUCGCCUCACGCAGAUGACGCACAUCCUCCGGUCGGCACACACGGGUGACGAGCAGCAACGGGCUGUCGAUGGCUUGUUGCGAGCACUGCGACUCGGCGGUAGCGCUGGCGGCGGGGCUGGCAGGGCUACAUUGACCAUGACGGGGGACACGUCGACACAAGGUGGGAGUGUGAGCGGUGGAGUUGGGUGGAGUCGCCCCUCACAUCCUCCGGGAACACCUGUCAGCUCGGCGGGAAGGACGAUGGCGUCCUCUUCGCGAUCUCCCGUGCCACCCUCGCAAAGCAAUACCUCCGCAGCCGCUGGACUAGGGCUUGGCCUGACGAAUGGCACUAUGUCCACACACGGUGGCAAUGCAGGCAGCGUCCAGUUCUCUGGCCUGCCAAGCUCCAUGUCCUUCUCCACCGCGGCGGCUCUCCCAACUCGCGAAACGGAGCGGGCCAAUAGGCGCGGAUGGGCUCCUCCGCCUAGGCCGCGACAGCAAAGAGCGCAGAGCUCUGAUACGGACGGAACGCACUCUGCUGAUGGGGAUCGGGAUGGCAACUGGGCAAGAAGAGGCUCAGUGGAGGACCAAACCCUGGCCACGAGCCUGAAUGGGGCGAGCCUGGAUUCGCACGAUUCCUCAGUCGCGACGGUCAGAGAGGGGCAAAGUGAUGGCACGUUGGAUGGAGGCGUCAGCGAGGGAAAUAGGGCAGCUCAUAGUCGCGCCACCUCGGCAGGUAGCGACGUAGCGUUGCCGGGUGCGGGGGUCUCACGAUCGAGUACGCCGUAUUCGAGACGCGUUGCGGGGCUAGAGAUGGAGAGCGAUGCACGAUCGUCGCACGACGACGGCAGCGUCUCUGGCGAUGAUACAAUGGAAGUGGGGGGCGAAGAGGGGGAAGACUUCUCUACGCCUGUGCAGAGGCAGGGGGCUACAUUUCCUGUGUUGCCCGCUGUUGGGUAGGAGUGCAAUUGAUACCAGAGUGAGCAUGAGCAGCCAAUAAAGGAGUUUCUGCCUCUGUCAAAGCCAUGAGCAGGCGGUUGCGAGAUGUACAUGGACGUGUACUAAGCUUUCCAUUCACACGGGGCAUCUGUGGGUGUAAAUGAGCUGUACGCAAGCAGCGAAUUGACGGCAAAGCAUCUGACGCUGCAUUUGCGUGAAAGCCGAACCGGAAUAUCACUCGCUCAGAUAACGCCACUUUUCGCCUCUCCAUCACCUAUCUGACCCUGCUCAAAUCUCUCCCAACCAAGUCCUCCACGCCUCUUUCGCGUUUAGAAGGGAACCAACGCCGCCUUGCCCAACGUCCUGAUGAACAGCACGCCCGCAACAGCGAUCGCUGUACCGUAUGCGAUAGCCAUGUUGCCUGGCAGCUUCUCGGGGUGAACAAUCUCUUCGGCCCAGAAGCGGGCAAUUGGGUUGGAGCUGCGAGG
Jaminaea rosea is the source of this 3500-nucleotide messenger RNA. RefSeq lists its product as hypothetical. The record is from RefSeq and is a predicted model, not a curated record. The coding region runs from base 94 to 3033 and encodes 979 amino acids. Lineage: Eukaryota; Fungi; Basidiomycota; Exobasidiomycetes; Microstromatales. The transcript has a single exon. Gene Ontology annotation, cellular component: TORC2 complex. Gene Ontology annotation, biological process: TORC2 signaling.